Messenger RNA from Pelobates cultripes (western spadefoot toad), 25049 nucleotides. Lineage: Eukaryota; Metazoa; Chordata; Amphibia; Anura; Pelobatidae. The record is from the annotation of a GenBank genome assembly.
AUGAGGAUUCUUAGCAGUCUAAUGAAACUUGGCAGAACCUGCCCCACAGUAUGUAUAUCAUUGCACUGACUGACUGCAGUCUUUGAUGAGGUGGUGAAUUCUGAUCAAACCCAUAUUUCUCUGUAUGUGCUGUGAUACAAUCACCGUUUUAAGGUUGCAAGUGCCUUUCUGUAGAAAUUGCUUUUAACUACUACAUCAAGUGCAGUGAUUUGGUUUAUGUUGUGUUUGCCUUGUUAGUAAAGUUAACUAAUAUUAUAUAUAUAAAAAAAAAAAAGUUCUAUUAAUUGUCAAAAUAUCUCACUUUGCAGUAACUGCCCCUUCCAAUUGUAUUUGUGUUGGGUUUCUCCAUUCCAUUUAGAGUUUGGAUCUCUGGUUACGUUCCAUAAUCUAGCAUUAACCCAUAGCUAAUGUGUGCCACCCUGUCCUCCUGUGCAGACUUGUCCUAUAGCUGCCUGUAACUACGUGGGACAAGGUCCUGUUAAAAUACCUACCUGUUAGCAGUGGUCUAUUCCACUGAGCUUUCAAUCUGGGAAGGCGAAGCUGAUUAGCCCAAACAUAAGACCAAAAAUCUUGGAGAAUUGGCUAUUACACUUGUGCCUUGGGCAGUAAAUGUGCUGUGUGAAUGCCAUACACAAAGAGCAAAUGUAAAUGGUAAAAGUAUUUUUUUUUAACUUCAGAGAAUCCCUUAAAGUUAUAAAACUGUAAAACUUACCUGUACUUAAUAAAUAUUGAACACAUUUGGCAUCAUUAUGCAGUGUAUGAUGACGCCAAAUAUGAAGAUUUUCAAAAUUAAAGGUUUUCAAUGAGAGAGUGCCUAUAGCCGUGAUUGUUUAACAAAGAUGAUAUUGUUUCGGUGCUUAUACCAUCCCUUUACUUGUUCUGCCCGAACUUAAUCCCCAUUGAUUUUAUCUCAUCAACCACUUGUUCCACUACUUCAAACAAGUUAUUGACAGAUCCCUGCACUCAUAGUAAUGGUCUUUUCUGGGUAUCUUUUACUAAAUGAUCCAUCCUUUUUUUUUUUUUUUAACACCUGAGUUACCCCAAGUUAAACUUGGAAGUAUUUUUGUGAUUAAAGGACCUGAAGGUAUUGCAGCUCUAUAUACUGUACUAUAUUUAUUGCUGCCGCUUAUGAGUAGUUGGAGUUUGAGUGUAUGGCUUAAUUUUCUAUGUUUGUAUGGGGGGCAGAGCCUAACCCCAGUAGCGGAUGGAUGCACAUUAUAUGAGCAACGGCAUCAACUAACAAUAAAAUCGAUAAAAAAUUGAAAACAUGACACCGGAACAGACAACAUUGCAAAUCCAGCAAGCAUGGGUAGGAAAACAAAAACCCGACAAGCCCCAGAUGGGGAUGAAUAUCAGCAAUAUGCUCCGACAAGUACACGAGGCGGCUAGGCCAAAGAUGGCAGACUACCUUGGUGAAUGUACAGAUACCUUGGACGAGGACCCGCUCUAUGAGGAGACUGCUGACUUACCACCACAGGUGCCAGCACCAUGAACCCCAAAGAGCCCAGACUCCCAGCCUGUCACGAUAGGAGCGCUAAAGGACCUACUCACGGGCCUCCAGAGAACUAUCCAAGCUGAUGUGGCCUCCCUCCGUACAGACAUCACAGACCUAGUGGGAAGGCUGAGCACUCUGGAGACCUCUUCAGACGGACAGACACAGAAGAUGGCAGCAUUGGAGAUCCUGGUGAAAGGCGCGCAAGAACCUCAAGGUACGAGGCAUACCCAAGGAAAUACCGGCAGUUGAACUAACACACCUGGUGAGAUGCCUGUUGGUGGCGCUGCUAACACCCAAACAAGCCAAGAUCAUUAAUCUGGACAGUAUAUUCCGCAUCCCAAAGCCGAGAAAGGCCCCAGCGGCUGCCCCAAGGGACUUGGUAGUGCACUUUCAAAACAUGAAAAACAAAUUGGCAGUAAUGGCUGCCCUCCAGGGGACUUCCCUGUACUUCUUUGAGAACAUGGGGCUCUCAUUCUAUGCAGAUAUUUCCAGGAGCACAAUGGUAUAGAGAAGAACGCUCCAGCCACUUACUUCCCUCCUCUGAGAACGCAAUAUAAGGUACACUUGACGGACACCUCAGACUCUCCUAGUCACCCACAGAGGUUCCACCUACACGAUAGGUGAUAUGCCAGAAGCGGAUGCCCUACAAGAGACACUCGGCCUCACGCAAGACUAGGCCCCCCCCGGACGGGGGAAGGCCCCAGCGGCCACCCACAGAUGGGACCACCAAGGUGACCCCAUUCGUCCCCCAGCGGGUGGAAUCUAGUGCCUAUGCUGCAACGACCACCCGAGGCUUCCCACAGCCUGCCUCACCCUGCACACAUACUAAAGCAGGACUAUAGAUAACCUGCUGUUAUAGACCUGUGCACAGUUUGUUACACCUGUUAGUUUUGUUUUUUGUUGCCGUCCACUCUACGCUUACCCCACUUUAAAAGCGUACUCACACUCCGAUGGGUUGGCUUAGUAGCCAACAGCUAUGCCCCCCCCCCACCCCGCCUCUAUCAACACCAUAUAGCCACACACAAUAGGCUCGAUGCAUCUGGGAAGCAGUCCCAAACACACCUAAGGCCAGUAAGCUGCCACACCAGCCAUAUAAGGGACAUUAUAGACCAUGCCAGCACCCACUAGAUAAAAAUUACCUCCCCACUAAACAUACAGCCCCAGCUAGCUAGCCACACCAUGAUUAAGCAAGGUAUGUGUCUGUAGGCACAACCCCGAGUCCGACACACACGGCGAGCCUGGGCACGCAUAUCAUCACGGUCCACAGGCUGGCCGAUUUAAAAACAUUGGUGCAUACCUUACCCCAAUACACUUCUAAAACCCUCAGGUCACAGAUGCCAUCAGUGCUGCAAACUGUGUUUUGUUUUUGUCUUCUAAUAUAUGUUUUAUCAUACUGUCAGCACAUGCAAACUAUAUUGCUUCCUUACUCUGAGCCCGAGAACAAUACAGAAUUGUAAUAUAAAAAGGUUAGCCUGACGCAGCAUGAGGUUCACUAACAUAUGCAUUAUUGUGUUACCAUUUUGUCUAUAUACAAAAAAUUGUGCUAAUACUUCGACUGCCACAUUGUCUUUGAUAUGUGUUUUACAGAACCUGCCUCUGCUGUUGUGGCAAUGCAGCCCUGUUUUUUACUUGAGCACAACAAAAAUAAAGAAUUGAAUUUUUUUUAAUUUUAUUUUUAAAUUUACUGUUAACUGAACAUGUUAUUUAUUUAUUGCAAAACAUUUUGUUAUUAGGGUAAAUGCACAAAAUUGACAUGCUAUUCAGAAUGUUUUUAUAUUUUCAAGAAUAUAUGUGUGUGGUGGAUGCAGUGUAUGUUUGUGUGUGUGUAUAGUGAAUGCAGUGUAUGUUUGUGUGUGUGUAUAGUGAAUGCAGUGUAUGUUUGUGUGUGUGUGUAUAGUGAAUGCAGUGUGUGUGUGUGUGUAUAGUGAAUGCAGUGUAUGUUUGUGUAGUGUGUGUAUAGUGAAUGCAGUAUGUUUGUGUAGUGUGUGUAUAGUGAAUGCAGUAUGUUUGUGUAGUGUGUGUGUAUAGUGAAUGCAGUGUAUGUUUGUGUGUGUAUAGUGAAUGCAGUGUAUGUUUGUGUGUGUAUAGUGAAUGCAGUGUAUGUUUGUGUGUGUAUAGUGAAUGCAGUGUAUGUUUGUGUAGUGUGUGUAUAGUGAAUGCAGUAUGUUUGUGUAGUGUGUGUAUAGUGAAUGCAGUGUAUGUUUGUGUGUGUGUGUAGUGAAUGCAGUGUAUGUUUGUGUAGUGUGUGUAUGUAUAGUGAAUGCAGUGUGUGUGUGUGUGUGUGUGUGUAUGUAUAGUGAAUGCAGUAUGUUUGUGUAGUGUGUGUGUAUAGUGAAUGCAGUGUAUGUUUGUGUGUAUGUAUAGUGAAUGCAGUGUAUGUUUGUGUAGUGUGUGUGUAUGUAUAGUGAAUGCAGUGUAUGUAUAGUGAAUGCAGUAUGUUUGUGUAGUGUGUAUGUAUAGUGAAUGCAGUAUGUUUGUGUAGUGUGUGUAUAGUGAAUGCAGUGUAUGUGUGUGUGUGUAUAGUGAAUGCAGUGUGUGUGUGUGUAUAGUGAAUGCAGUGUAUGUUUGUGUAGUGUGUGUGUGUAUAGUGAAUGCAGUGUAUGUUUGUGUAGUGUGUGUGUAUAGUGAAUGCAGUGUAUGUUUGUGUAGUGUGUGUGUAUAGUGAAUGCAGUGUAUGUUUGUGUAGUGAAUGCAGUGUGUGUGUAUGUAUAGUGAAUGCAGUAUGUUUGUGUAGUGUGUGUAUAGUGAAUGCAGUGUAUGUUUGUGUAGUGUGUGUGUGUAUGUAUAGUGAAUGCAGUGUAUGUUUGUGUAGUGUGUGUAUGUAUAGUGAAUGCAGUAUAUGUUUGUGUAGUGUGUGUGUAUGUAUAGUGAAUGCAGUGUAUGUUUGUGUAGUGUGUGUGUAUGUAUAGUGAAUGCAGUGUAUGUUUGUGUAGUGUGUGUGUGUAUGUAUAGUGAAUGCAGUGUAUGUGUGUGUGUGUAUGUAUAGUGAAUGCAGUAUGUUUGUGUAGUGUGUGUAUAGUGAAUGCAGUGUGUUUGUGUGUGUGUAGUGUGUGUAUAGUGAAUGCAGUGUAUGUGUGUGUGUAUGCAUAGUGAAUGCAGUGUAUGUUUGUGUAGUGUGUGUAUGUAUAGUGAAUGCAGUGUAUGUUUGUGUAGUGUGUGUAUGUAUAGUGAAUGCAGUGUAUGUGUAGUGUGUGUGUAGUGAAUGCAGUGUGUGUGUGUAUAGUGAAUGCAGUGUAUGUUUGUGUAGGUAUGUUAAGUGUGUAAAAUGGGGGGGGGGCAUAUUUACUUUUGUUACUUAAAAAAAAAAAAAAAAGUCCCCCCCCUCCCUGCUUCUUACCUGGUCAGGGAGGGGGGAUAUGGCAUUCUCUGGGGGGCCCAGCACACUCUUACUUACCUUCCCAGCAGCUCCCUCCAGCCACCAGAGUUAGACAGGAGAGCUGCUGGGAAGGUAAGUAAGAGUGUGCUGGGCCCCCCAGGACCCUAAUGGCGGCCUUGGUCUGCAUUAUCGGCAAUAUCUAUAUAUUUAUUGGCCGAUACCGAUAUUGCUGAAAAUACAGAAUAUCGGCCAAUAAUAAUAGGCCAGACCGAUAAUCGCUCAAUCUCUAGUCUGAACUCAUUCGGCCGAUGUGCCAUUGCUUUAUAAAUGUUUGUCAAAAUAUUAUCUUGCAAGACAGUGUAAUGUUAGCAACUAAAAUCUCAAAAAGUGGGAUACAACAUUACGUUGAACACCGUCAUCUCUUGCUCAAUAAUUCAUCCUUGCAAUCAUACAUUAAAUUCGAGAUUAUUCUAACCUCAGUAACCGAAUAAUCUAAAUUUUUGAAAGACAGGAGGCGAAUAUUUGCUCAUCUUUCUUUACUGAAACUCCCAGCAGCAAAGAAACCGUUAACAGUAAGUAAAAGGUUUAACCAAUCAGAAUAUACAGUUGCAAGAAAAAGUACGUGAACCCUUUGGAAUGAUAUGGAUUUCUGCACAAAUUGGUCAUAAAAUGUGAUUAGAUCAUCAUCUAAGUCACAACAAUAGACAAUCACAGUCUGCUUAAACUAAUAAAACACAAAGAAUGAAAUGUUGCCAUGUUUUUAUUGAACAAACCAUGUAAACAUUCACAGUGCAGGUGUAAAAAGUAUGCAAACCCUUGGAUUUAAUAACGAGUUGAACCUACUUUGGCAGCAAUAACUUCAACCAAACGUUUCCAGUAUUUGAAGAUCAGACGUGCACAAUGGUCAGGAGUAAUUCUUGACCAUUCCUCUUUACAGAACUGUUUCAGUUCAGCAAUAUUCUUGGGAUGUCUGGUGUGAAUCGCUUUGUUGAGGUUAUGCCACAGCAUCUCAAUCGGGUUGAGGUCAGGACUCUGACUGGGCCACUUCCGAAGGCGUAUUUUCUUCUGUUUAAGCCAUUCUGUUGUUGAUUUACUUCUAUGCUUUGGGUCAUUGUCCUGUUGCAACACCCAUCUUCUGUUGAGCUUCAGCUGGUAGACAGAUGGCCUUAAGUUCUCCUGCAAAAUGUCUUGAUAAACUUGGAAAUUAAUUUUUCCUUUGGUGAUAGCAAUCCGUCCAGGCCCUGACGCAGCAAAGCAGCCCCAAACCAUGGUGCCCCACCACCAUACUUCACAGUUGGGAUGAGGUUUUGAUGUUGGUGUUCUGAGCCUUUUUUCCGCCACACAUUCCAAACAACUCAACUUUGAUUUCAUCUGUCCACAGAAUAUUUUGCCAGUACUGCUGUGGAACAUCCAGGUGCUCUGCUGCAAACUGUAAACGUCGAGCAAUGUUUUUGUUUGGACAGCAGUAGCUUCCUCUGUGGUAUCCUCCCAUGAAAUCCAUUCUUGUUUAGUGUUUUACGUAUUGUAGAUUCGCUAACAGGGAUGUUAGUAUUUGCCAGUGACUUUUGUAAGUCUUUAGCUGACACUCUAGGAUUCUUCUUCACCUCAUUGAGCAGUCUGCGCUGUGCUCUUGCAGUCAUCUUUACAGGAUGGCCACUCCUAGGAAGAGUAGCAGCAGUGCUGAACUUUCUCCAUUUAUAUACAAUUUGUCUUAUCGUGGACUGAUGAACAGCAAGGCUUUUGGAGAUACUUUUAUAACCCUUUCCAGCUUUAUGCAAGUCAACAAUUCUUAAUCGUAGGUCUUCUGAGAGCUCUUUUGUGCGAGGCAUCAUUCACAUCAGGCAAUGCCUCUUGUGAAAAGCAAACCCAGAACUGGUGUGUGUGUUUUUAUAGGGCAUGGCAGCUGUAACCAACACCUCCAAUCUCAUCUCAUUGAUUGGACUCCAGUUGGCUGACAUCUCACUCCAAUUAGCUCUUGGAGAUGUCAUUCGUCUAGGGGUUCACAUACUUUUUCCACCUGCACUGUGAAUGUUUACAUGGUGUGUUCAAUAAAAACAUGGCAACAUUUCAUUUUUUGUGUGUUAUUAGUUUAAGCAGACUGUGAUUGUCAAUUGUUGUGACUUGAUGUGAUGAUGAUCAGAUCACAUUUUAUGACCAAUUUGUGCAGAAAUCCAUAUCAUUCCAAAGGGUUUACAUACUUUUUCUUGCAACUGUAUAACAGAGUAUGUCUAGUCAUCAGGCUCCUCCCAACUCCUCUUACUUGAUGUAGCCGACAGUUGUAGAGUCAACCAUGUAAACGAAAACAGUAGACCGAUGAGUAGAUCCUAAAAUAGUCAACCAUGUAAACCGGUGUUAAUAAUUGAAGAUCAUUCCUUGCGAAGGUAACGAAGAGUCUUCACACUAAAAAAAAGAGAAAUAAAUUAUGAAAGUAUGGUCUCUUGGUUAAGAGAAUCAAAACCUCUUAACUAACAUUAAGGCCAUGUAUUCAAAAGCAGUGUGUAUAAAGUACACCGACAAAUCUUAAGGCUAUGAAUUAAAGAUGUAGUACAACUAUAAAUGCAUUCUGUAAAGAAUAAACCGAAAACCCUAGAAGAUUACAAAAUUAAUUGGUAACAAAAUAUUAAGGUGUUGCAAAAUACCUACCUAGCAGGAUGGGGAGAGUAUUCCACGAGUGGGAAAAUAUUCACCUCCUGUCUUUAAUAAAAUAAAAUUCACUAAGGUUAGAAUAAUCCAGAAUUGUUUAUCCUGGAAAUAAGGAUAGCUCACUGUAGACUAAUUAAUUGGUUUUAGUGCGUCGGGUAAUGGAGAAGUUUACUCCCUCGGGAGUAAAGUCAGAGGCGUGAACGUCAAAUGCUCUGAUGUCCAAAACUUUAUGAGAGCAUACCAAACAGAGAAGUAGUGCCAAUUUGGCUGACAGUUGUUGGAGAGAGAGUGCUUCAUUUAGAAGGCCAAGCCUAUAAAAAGGAUAGCACAAUAGCAACAUCCCAAAACUGAUUAUAUUUGGCAGCCGGAGGUCUUGCGAGGUGGAUGCCCCGCAAAAGUCUACAUAUGGAAGGAUAUUUGCCAACUGACGAGUUGUCAACAGAGUUAUGGGCCGCAGAAAUAGCGUAACGAAAAACAUUAAUCAACCGAUCAGAUUUACCCUGCUCGAAAAGGGAUGACAGAAAGUAAUUAUGUUAAUUAAAGAAAUUGAAAAAGGAUAGAUGUCCCUCUUCAAACACCAGCCACUCCAAUGUCGCCAUGCCGAGAGGUAAGACCAUCUUGUUCCUGGGGCCCAUGAAUCCCAUAGGAGUCCUCGAGCAGUAGCUGAAAGGCCAGAGACGUUCCAGGAUCCCCUGAAAUGGUCCAGGCCACCAAUUGGAGGUGGCCUUACAGUGCUAGUGGAUGGAAGUUGCAUGAUGGAUCCUUAAGGAGAUUGUAGGAGGUUGGUAAAAAUAGGGGACAGUCCCCCGACAUUUCCAGGAGAUAGGGGAACCAUGGUUGGGUUUGCCACAGCGGGUCACCAGUGUUAUCAUGACGCCCUGUGUUUUUAGAUAUUGUAUCGUGCAUAGGAUCAUGAAGAAAGGGGGAAGGCAUAUGUUCCGGACAUUGGCCAUGAUUGGAGGAAAGCAUCCACUGCCAGGCAUGCUGGGUCUGGAAGCUAGCCGAAAAAAUGCGUCUGUCUGGGUCUGGAAGCUAGCCGAAAAAAUGUGUCAGUCUGACGGUUCAGGCGAGACGCAAACAGGUCCAGGGUGAAUGGUCUUCUCAGGAGCUGGAGACAUUGAAAUAUGUGUGGUCCAGUUGCCAAUCGCUGGAGUCCCUCCAAUGAUAGGAAAACCAAUCUGCAACAAGGUUGUCAGAGCCUGGUAGAUAUUCUGCACGAAGGGAAAUGUUCCUGUCCAGGCAGAAUUGGUACAGUUCCUUCGUCAGAUCUGAUAGCAUCUUUGAUCGGGAGCCACCUAGGCGGUUCACGUACUGUACUGCUGACACAUUGGCCAUUCUCAGGACAAGGCAGCAAUUGUAGGCCUCCUUGGCAAAGCUGCAGAUCGUGAAGGAACCAGCAAUUAGUUUGAAGCAAUUUAUGUGUAGUGCUUGCUCUGAUGGGCACCAGAGGCCGUCGGUAGACCAUUCUGCGCAGGUGGCACCCCAUCCCAGGAGGCUGCCUCUAUUGAAGCAGAGUGUAAUCCGAUUAUGUAAGUUAAAUCUCUGAGGCGGAGAUAUGGGGAGACUAACCAUCUCCGAAUGUCCUUUUUUAUUUUUGUAGCUGGGAGUUGCAGAACUGCCUGAACAGAAUCUAUCUGAAAUCCUAGAAACUGUACUGUCUGAGACGGGGUUAGAGAUUUUUUAGAUGUUUAUUAUGAAACACAGGUUCUGUAAAAGAGCCGUAGUCAUGUUUGUAUAAAGACGUAGAGUCUCUUAGUAUUGAGCCAUAAGGCGGAUAUCGUCCAGGUAUAUGAUGGAUCAAAUCCCUUGUGAAUGUUGUAGUGCCAUCACUGGUUUCAUUAGUUUGGUGAAGCACCAAGGUGCGGAACAUAGUCCGAAAGGGAGACAGGUGAACUGCCGCAGUUCUUAACGCCAACUGAAAUUGAAGGAAGGUGCGAAGCUUCGGUGUUACUGGUACCAUGAGGUAUGCAUCCUUUGGGUCGAAACGGGAGAGCCAAUCUCUCUCGCAGAGAAGGUCUCGUAAUAGAUGGAUGCCUUCCAUCUUGAAAUGUCUGUAUUUGAUGAAAUUGUUCAAUUCUCUUAAAUUGAUGACUGGUUGGAAUUCUCCUGACUUUUUCUUGACUAGAAACAUGUUGCUCACUAAACUUCGUGGGGUGAGGGAUCAUUCAGUAGCACCUUUGGUGACUAUUCGUUGACUUCGACUUGUAGGGUAGUGUGGUUUAUUUGUGACAUCCUGAGUGGGGUAGGUGAGGAAAUUUGAAGUAGGUCCUCUGUAAAUUCUAGGUGGAAACCGGACACGGUCUGAAGGAUCCACGGAUCCUGUGUGAGUUGAGACUACUGUUGGGGGGGGGGAAAUGGGUUAACCGGGCCAGUGUUAGGUACAUGAGAAAAAUGAGAGUCCAUUACCUGUAGGAGUGCGUCUGCGGAGGGAAGCAGAUCCACGUCCUCUAAUAGAUCCACAAGAGGGAUUUGUGGUUUAAACGGGUAUUGCCCGCGUUCCAGUGAUCCGAUGGUCGAGGCCUGUAGCAUAUGUUGGUAAGACCGACCUGACGCUCAGAGACUGCAUUCGAGGACAUCGGUCCAUCAUCAACCCUGUAUACUGUGAUGAAAAGACUGAUAAACCAGUCGCUAAACAUUUUCUGAUGAAGGGACAUAGUCUCCCAUCUUUACGAUUCAUUGCCAUUGAUCAUGUCCCCCCUUUACCCCGUGGGGGAGACAAAGCUAAAAUAUUGCCGAAAUGUGAUGCAUACUGGAUACACCACUUAAACACUGUAUCCCCCAAUGACUUGAAUGAGAACAUAGUAUUCUCCAUGUUUCUAUAAUUAUGCAUUUAUAGCAUUUACAUUUUUGCUUAAUCUUAGUAAAUAUUUGUUUAAUAGAGUUUUCCCAUGAUAAUACUGAAAUAGCGUUUCUGCAUAAUCCCUCAUAUGCAGGGGUAGACUUUUAUGGUCCGCUAAUAGUAUACUUUUGUAUUUCUCUCUUGUUUCCUUUAUUGUUAAUGUAUCAAUGUGGUACUAUCUUUAAGUAACCCUGCAUACGUCCAACGCACACUUUUGUAUGUGGCUAUUCUUGGGUAUACACAUCUGAAUUAAUUCCUUAACUUAUACAAAGCACUAGCACGUAUUUUUCUCCUGCUCUGUCCAUUGUAAGUAUUAUAUAUAGACAAUAGCCACUUUAUUUUCCCAGAACCACUCAGUGAUGUUCAUUGGGACUUAACUAAAAAAAAAACUCCAUUUUAAUUUUUUCUGUGGUUCCUUGGGGACUACCUAUUUUUUUCUCAUUGAGAUGCACAGGUUUGAAAUGUUCACGUUCGUUUGUAGUUCACUUUGUAGCCUCAGAGGUACCCUUAUAAUCCUCCUUAAAUCAAUGCUCAUAGUAUCACGCACGGGUGCUUGGUUGCCUGUAACUACUGUUGCCUAGUUACCUUAAGAUCCACGUUAGAGACGUAACGGAAUGACGUCACACGUGGUCUUCACUCACUUCCGGGUUCACAAUCAGGUGGUGGAGAGUUUUGCACAAUAAAUCAAGUUUAAUUUUCAAAUCCAGGUGUGCACCUCUUAUUUUUCUGGAUAUAUUUUUUUGUGGGUUUGCACCCUGGUCACAACAUUUAAAUUACUACAUUAAGGAAGAGUGCCAAACUACGACUUUUUGUGUGUGUGUGUGUGUGUGUGUGUGUGUGUGUGUAUAUAUAUAUAUAUAUAUAUAUAUAUAUAUAUAUAUAUAUAUAUAUAUAUAUAUAUAUAUAUAUAUAUAUAUAAUGUAUGUAUUGUGUGUGUGUGUGUGUGUGUAUAUAUAUAUAUAUAUAUAUAUAUAUAUAAAUUGUGGGGGGGAAGCAUUUAUAAAAAAUAAAAAAACUCUAACUUUGGCCAGCGUUUGUGACUAAGUGGCUGCUACAAAAGACUGGAAAUAUCCCAUUUAGAAUACCCUGGGUUGUCUACAUUUGAAAAUGGUAUGCCAUGAUGGGGUCAUUUCACAUUCCUGGGUUACCAUAUGGUUUCAAAAAGCAACACAGACCCAGCAUGGCAAUCUGGCAAACUGAAUUGGGCAAGCCCUAUAUUGACCCUGUAACUUUCAAACCACCAUAAAACCUGUGCAUGGGGGUAUUGUUAUACUCGGGAGACUUCGCUGAACACAAAUAUGAGUGUUUACAACAGAAAAACUUAUCACGACCAUGAAAUCACCAGUAAAACUGCAGUUUUUGUGUAAAAAUAAUGCAGAAAACAAAUAUGAACGCUAACUUUGGCCAGCAUUUGUGGCUAAGUGGCUACUACAAAAGACUGGACAUACCCAAUUUUUUUUAUUUUUUAUAAUUCUUUAUUUUUAGUUUAUAUGAAAAUACAAUACAUGGGCUCAUCAUGCCCCGAAAGCAUGGGCGAGUUUGUGUCACAAUUUACAGAGUCCUUAAGUUAACAUGUAUGAGGAAAUAGAACAAGUAAACAACACAAUUUUGGUUCCACAUAUAUAGCUUAGGCCUUCCUGGCUACACUGUUGAGGUGGGUAUAGAGAUUACUACGGAACGGGGUUAAUGCGGGGUGGGUUCCACGAUUAGUCAGUCACUGUCGCGAAACUAGUAUAUUGGUUUUUCGGACUUGUGUUCCUGUCUUGUUUGGUGUGAGGGCGGUGAAUCCCUCAGUGGGAUGUUGGUUUGGGACAUACCCCAUUUUGAAUACCAUGGGUUAUCUACUUUUACAAAUGGUAUGCCAUGAUGGGGUUAAUUUUCAUUCUUGGGCUGCUAUACGGUCUCAAAGGCAACAUAGGCCCAGCAAGCCAAUCUGGCAAAUUUCAAUGUGCAAACAUGGAAAAAGGGAAACCCCUACACUUGAUCCCUGUAAGUUUGCAAAAACCCAUAAAACCUGUACAUUGGUGGCACUAUUGUACUCGGGUGAUGUUGCUGAACACAUAUUGUGUUCUUUGGCAGUAACACAUAACAGGAGAUGAGAAUCCAUGCCUAAAGUACAGUGUGUGUGAAAAAUAACACAACAAAAUGACUACCCAAAAGGUUGACAAAGACUGGUGGUAGAAUUAGUGUAUGGAAAGUGUUAAAAUACCACCAUUUCAAAUAUCCUAGGGUGUCUACUUUUCAAAAAUAUAUGGUUUAAUGGUAAAUUACAUUGGCCGGCUUCAAAAAUGUUCCAAAUAGGACAUGGGUGCAUGAUGACCAGCUGUUAAAAUUCCAAGUUGUAAAAUUGGAAUGUGCACCCUCCAAAUAAGGUCUUUUAGCCCCCAGAGAACCCGACACACCUAUACAUGAGAGGUAUCACUGUACUCAGGAGAUGUUGCUGAACACAUAUUGAGGUGUUAUUUGGCAGUAACCCUUAAAGUUCUCAGUACAUGUAUUCUUAAAUUGCUAUGUGUGUCAAAAUAAUCACCAUUUAAAAAAAAAAAAAAUUAAUUUGGCAUAGAUUGGUGGUAAAAGGAGUCAAAAUACCCCAAGCUUAAGACCUUAGGCUGUCUUCUUUUAAAAAAUAUAUACAUGUGAAGGGUUAUUCAGGGAUUCCUGACAAUAAAUGACGAUUUUUGUCCAACUUGUGCACGUUGUACAUCCACAACUUGGACUGAGCUCUAUCUCCUCCAAAUCCAAGCUGUAGUCUACAACUGUUGAUCAGUGUUCAUAGUGAACCAAGCAAUAAAUAGACAAAUAGCAGCUACUGUAUAUCAGUAUUACAAUGUAACUUGCGUUAAUUUUGAAAAAAAUGGUUUGGAAAUGGCUACUUGUACUUAUAGCCCUGUAACUUUCCAAAAAAAGCUAAGAACAUGUUAACAUUGGGUAUUUCUAAACUCAGGACAAAAUUUAGAAACUAUUUAACACAGGUGCUUUUUUGGCAGUUGUAGAUGUGUACCAGAUUUUCGGGGUCAAAGUUUGAAAAAGUUUUUUUUUUUUUUUUAAAUCAUAUUUUAUAAAAAAAAAGAAUUAUAGUAAAUUAUGAUAUGAUGAAAAAAAUGGUAUCUUUAGAAAUGGCAAAAAAAAGGUAUAUAAUAUGUGUGGGUACAGUAAAUGAGUAAGAAGAAAAUUACAGCUAAACACAAACACUGCAGAAAUAUAAAAGAGCCCUGGUCCUUAAUGGUAAGAAAAUUGAAAAACUGUCUGGUCACUAAGGAGUUAAAGGCAUAGUUGUACUUCGUUAUUUCACCGGCACAACUUUUCAAGAAUGUUGCCUAUGUGCUUUGAUGUCAUAACUCUAUCUUUAUAUCUCUCAUCUUUGUUUUCUAUUUCAGUAUCUUUCAGUAAAUAUAUCCAGUGGGAUAUUGCGGUCAUGCAGAGCUUUAACAGGAGGAAGACCUUUUUACGACAAACAACCUGAAGAUUCUUUCAGGCCAGUCAGCCGCUACCCAAUACCUUAUAAGAAGGAUUUGCCAUAUGAUAUGGUAGAACUUAUGGAAGAGGUAGAAAGAAGGGUAAGGUAGCCACAGAGAAAUGCCUGGUGUCACUAUGUGAGCGUUUAGCUAUGAAAUGCUGUACAUACCGAGUUUAUCCUCUUUGCUGCUGGAGGUAUAACUCCACCUCUGGUAACAUCAUUGAGGUAUCAUUAGCCAAUCUGGGACAAUAGCUCUAGGCUGCCUAAUGUCUGUGCAUAUUGGACAUGUGACAUCACCAUGCGCUGUAUGCUGGCGACAGGCAUCAAAUGGAGCAACAAGCCUUCCUCUGUGCUGCCCAUGUGCUACCCUCAGCAUGUUCUCCAUGAUAUCCUUCCCCUUGAUGGGGAGUGACGUUAGUGAGGAGGAUCAGGCUCAGGGAAGAAUUCGGCCUCUGCGCUGGAACAGAGGUAAGGUGGGUUUUUAUUUAUUUAUCUUUAAAGUUUAAGGGGAAUCAGGAUAGGAAGUGUUAUAACCAAAAACAGUGUUUUUGUAAAAUUUAUUACUAAAGUGGAAAUGUCACUUCCUAAGAAGUGACCAUUCCUUGUGCAUUUGCCUCUGUAAACGCUAUUCCAGUUUUUACCAGGAUGAGUAACACACUGAAGGUAUGUUAACAAAUGUAUGUUACAUACAUAAAGUAUAUGUAUGUAGCCUCCGGCUGGGGUCAUGCAUUGGCAGUCUGAAUAUUUUCCAGCAGCUCCACAUGUACGCAUCUGCUUUGUGUACAAAACUGCUAGCAUGUGAAUGUCAUUAAUGUUAUGUCCAGCAAAACAAGUAAGUUUAAAGAAUUUAAAACUAAAUAAAAUUAAAAAAAAAAGUUGUACAAGGUUGUGCUAAAAUUGAGGAAAGACACUCUAAGCACCAACACAACAUUACAUUAUUGCAAAAGUGAUGCUGCAUAGAACAACAUAGGCCAACUAUUGGUUCUGAUAGUGGUUUAGAAUUGCAGCUAUUUUGUACAAACCACUGCAGCUCAAGGAUAGCAACAUAAAACUGUAAUACAUGCAGCCGAAACACCUAAUUCUAUGCUGCUUAUGUCGAUUUUUGUCCAACUUGUGCACGUUGUACAUCCACAACUUGGACUGAGCUCUAUCUCCUCCAAAUCCAAGCUGUAGUCUACAACUGUUGAUCAGUGUUCAUAGUGAACCAAGCAAUAAAUAGACAAAUAGCAGCUACUGUAUAGCUCAUAUGUGUUUACAGAGCAGUUUUAGUAAUCCUAAGUGACUAGUGGAACUGCUCUUGGGGAUAAACCGUGCAUUACAUAAACCUCUGUUGGACAGCGUUUUAUAGGAUAAGAGUAUCUUCCUAGUUAGGGACUUGCCUGCCUGUAGAUUAUAUGCAAAGUCCUCAUUCAGAAUUUGAAGACUAUCUAUAUGUUCUGGAGUACCUGUCUUCAUCCAUCCAAUUAUUUUCUGUUUAGCGUUACAGUUAUACAGUAGGGUUCUUUAACAGCUAGUAUUUCACACAAAUAAUGUUAACAGAAAUGAGAUGAAGUUGUUUUGUUUUUUAACAUUGGGGAGGAGGGCACCCAACAAAGGGUUGCUUUAUCAAAAAUCUGUGUUUUUAAACAAAAAAACUCAAGGCAUCAUACAAUGAUACAUUUUAUACGCAAGUGCUUUAAAAUAUGCCAAUAAAUUACUUACACAGACACACACACACACACACAAUUGAUUGGCAGUCAGGUAAGGGAUCAUAAUUUUUUUUUUUUUUUUUACAUUUAAAGGGACACUAUAGUUUCCUAAAUUAUUUAUUAUUUCUUUAAAUAAGCUACAAGUGCCCCUCCCAAGAUUAGGCUCUGGAUCCGACACUACUGCAGUCUCACUGCUAAAAUUCUUUGCCAUUUAGGAGUUAAAUCACUUUGCAGCUAUGCGCUCAUGCAGUCCUAGUCACACCUCCCUGCAUGUGACUUACAUAGCCUUCCUAAAAACUUAAUUUACAGAUUCUUCUAAUUCUGUUUAAUUUGGAAUUUCUUAUCCCCUGCAAUGUUAAUAGCUUGCUAGAUCCUGCAGGAACCUCCUGUAUGUAAUUAAAGUUCAAUUUACAGAGCAGACAAUUAAAAACUUCUCUAGUAAGUUACAUCUGAUUAAACCAUUUUUUCCCCAUGCAGGCUGUGUGAGUCACAGCCAGGGGAGGUGUGGCUAGGGCUGCAUAAAAAGAAACUGCUUCAUUAAGCUAAACGUGUUUUCGUGACUAUAGUGUCCCUUUAAUGAAAACUUGAUCACUUAAUGGCAAUUCUGCUUGUAUAAUGUAUAGAUGAAAUAAUGUAAUCUUCAAUGUUACUUUAACAUGUCUACAGUCACAGAUGCACAUUAGAAACUAAUUUUUAGUGCUCUAUUUUAAAUUUCCAGAAUAUGUGUGUGAAUUGAUAUUAUUGAAAUAGAUGGUUUAGCUAUUCGUCAGUAUGAUUGCUGCUCUUUUUUUAGAUCGUUGGUAACAUUGCCUUUUCUUGCUCUUUGUAGGGUGGAUUUUUGCCAAAUGUCUUUAAAGCAAUGGCACACCGACCAGAUGAGUUCAGAGCAUUUUUCACGUACUAUGAUUGUCUUAUGAAUAAAGAAACAGGUAUACAGAUAUAAAUGAAUGACAACUAGUAGCACUAAGAUUUGUGAGCUCUGCGAUUUAAUCCGAUUUAUAACGAAUCCUGUAAUAUUUUAUUUACUCUCCUCUAUAACAUGUGAGUAAUGUAUGGUGAUUGCUGUUCACCAGCACACCCCUUGCUUUGAGACCUCGUUCCUUAUCCCCCCACCCUAUUUGUUCUGGGAUAAGUAAAUAUAUUUUUAAAAAAAUAAUAAAGGUUAAUAUUCUUCUUCUAGUACUGCAUCAGAUGUGCAGUGGAAAUUGCCUUCUGCAAACUGAUUGAUUUAUUUUCUGUUUUGGAACACUUUUUUUUUUUUUUUUUCUCUCAAUGAUAUUUUAUUUUGCCUUCCAUUUGGAUCAACACCAAUACUCUGGUAAUCUUUUUAUUGAUUAGAUUCCUAUUACCCACGAACCCUAUUAUUGUCAUUGUUUAUCAUAUUUCCGAUUCUCUCUGUGAUGUUACAGGUCCAUUACCAUAACCAAUACAGCACUGAAGUUAUGGUGCCAGGAGUGACCUGUUACACCCCACUGCAUGUAGUUAAACCAUUUUAGAACCAUUUGAAUUCUUACUCUAGGUACACUGUGGGCUACUUCUCUCCUACUUUAUCCCCCACCUGAAAUUGCCAUCACUAUACAAUUUCCUGAAUUCUAAUUACUAUUUUAUAUUUAUACAUAUUAAAUUUACAUUUAUGUUUUCUUAUAAGUGUUAACCAUCAUACACUACAAUUAACAGUUUUAUGUGCGUUAUUAGCUAAAGAAUUUAACGGUGUUGCAGUCAAAUUCACAUCAGUCAACUAAUCAUUUAAGCCUGGUAAAUUAGACAGAAUCCGCUAGACAUGUGCACCAGUGAAAUUUUCGUUUCGUACAAAUGAUUUCGUACUAAAUAAAAAUAUAAUUCGUCAAUCCUGAAUUUUGACCGCAAACCAUUAGUUUUCGAACAAAAUUCGUAAAAAAAUAACUUUUCGUCCAUUAGGAAACGAAAACAGCACUGCACAUGCACAUAAAAAGCAAGGAAGGAGCCGGCAGCACUACCAGCUCCCUCCUUGUAAUAAAUAACUAUUCAUACACCCCCUAUUGCAUUAAAACCUAUGGAGGUCACUAUGACCCCCAUAUUAAUAAUAGGGAGGUUAUAUCCUCCUGCAUGCCCCUACUCGUGGCAUGCCACGAGUAGGGGCAUGUUGCCCAUGUUGUCAUUUAACACUACAUAUAAAUCUGUAUGGGGGUCACUAUGACACCCAUAUUGAUAAAAGGGAGCUGCCCAGUCACUAGUAGUUUUAAAUUUGUUUAGGCGACAUGCCCCUACUCGCAGCAUGCCGCGAGUAGGGGCAUGCGGGAGAAUUUAACCUCCCUUUCAUCAAUAUGGGGUCAUAGUGACCCUCAUACUGAAUUAUAUUUAGUUUGAAAUGUUUAGGCAACAUUUGAAAUGUUUAGGCAACAUGCCCCUACUCGCGGCAUACCGCAAGUAGGGGCCUGCGGGAGGAUUUAACCUCCCUUUUAUUAAUAUGGUGGUCAUAGUGACCCCCAUAGGUAUUAAUGCAGAGGUGGGGUUGUUGGAAUAUUUAUUACAAGGAGAGAGCUGGUAGCGAUGCCGGCUCCCUCCUUUUGUUCUUGUUUUCGUGCAUGCGCACUGUUAUUUCUCCGUGAUGUGGGGGUUAAUUCCCCUGCAGCACGCAGUCUAUUAAACAAACUAAACGGAAAGGUAAAGCAUUUGGCAUUUGUCCUUUCGUUUAUAUUUUGUUUGUAGGGCUUUCAUUUACAUUUUAGUAAACGAAUACGGAAAAAAAACAAAUUUUCGGACAAAAUUGUAUUAGAACGAAAACAAAUACACUUACCUAGAAUCCGCUGUUUACCAUAUUCUGUCAAGGAAGGCCUGUUACCAAGGUUUCAGUACAGGAUGAUUUUAAUGAGGACGUAGUAGGGCUUUCUGCCACUAUGCUUUGGCGAAUCCAUCAUGUUCAAAGUUGUGCCAAAUGCAGGCCUUUUUGUGUUCUUUAGGAUUUGUGACACUUACAUUUUAUUUUGACCCCCAGUUGGUCAAAGUCCUUUCUUAGCUGGAAUAUUUUUAACAAAUAUAUGUGUAUAUAUCUAGAAAAAUUAAUUUUUCUGCAAGGUCAGGCAUAUUUUGCUAUGCACUUAAAGUCGAGGGAGAGUAAUAAUAAUAAAUUAUAUAUUUUUUUUAUUGCAGGCAAUCUAUCCAAGGCUGACAAAGAGCUUGUUAUUGUAGCUACCAGCGCUCACAACAAGUGCCCUUACUGUGUGACUGCUCACGGUGCACUGCACAGAAUAUAUUCAAAGAAACCAGCCUUGGCUGAUCAGGUAAAUUAAUAAAAACGGAGUCUGAUGCAGAAUACCAUUCAGUAUUAAAAUACAACACUUCAUUUUCUGCACGAUAAUCUGCUUAUGUGUAUCACGUAGUAUAACCUAUACAUCAUGCUAGCAGUCAUUUUAAAAAUAAGUGCAAAGGAAACAAUAUAUGUGUGCACAAACCACAGUGCAAUAAGUGCUCAAUUAAAUAUAAGCAGAAAGAAACCUCACUGUAUAGGGUGAAGCUUCCAAUAAUAUCCCCAAAGAUUUCCUCCUUUCUUCCACGGAAUAUAAACAAAAAAUAGGGGAUGAUCUGCUAAACCAUUGACAAACAAAACAAAAUAGCGUAUAACUGUAUAUAUGAAUAAACCACAAGUGUUGUGUUCACAUAUGGCCACUCACACUUUCACUGAAGUUAGAAAGCCUUAAGCAUAAAUUCCUUCUUAGGAUUCAAUUAAAUUCCAUCUCUAUUUAAAUCACCAUGGAUUGGUUGGGAUAUAUGGAAGUGUGAGUGGCCAUAUGCCUAUUUUUUGUUUGUUUUAAAAAUAAGCACUGGUCAAUUUUAACACUUUUUUAACGUAUUAGGGAACUGAACUUGAGUAGCAACCACUUCAUGUUUAGCAUUACUGUAUGUGUUCUUUGCAUCCCUUCUUUGAACCAUUAAUGAACUGCUCAUUCCAAUGUGAGUUCUACUGACAUACACCCUCCACACUUCUAUUUGAUAUUCUCUCAUUACUUCCUCCUACUCUUGCCAUCAGAACAAACAGCCCAAAGAUUUAAACUACUAUGCGUUCCCACUGAUCCAGAGAAGCUUACGUCCUUACUGAUUCCUGAAAGUUAACAAAUCUUUUAUCUGAUCUCCAAAUUAUCUCUCCCUUCUCAUCAUUAAUUGUCACAUUCUCCUUCCACCCCACUUGAUUGUAAGCUCACAAGUAAAGGGACAUACUCCUUGUGUGCCAGUUUGUAUUGUAUGUGUUAUCAUAGUUCAACAAUUGAAAUAAUAAAAAAUAUGAAAGGGUAUUUUUUUUUUUUUUUUUAAAUCAGCUUUCCUGGUGUUGAGAGGUAUUGUGUGCUAUACAAGAAUCUGCAUACCCAGAUACUGCUAGGGACCUUGCUGUCCCAUGAUUGUGAGUCAUGAUGUAGAGCAUUAGGAAAGGACAAGCCGUGAGAUAAGAACACUUGUUCGUAUGUAACCAAAACUGCAAGGAGAUUUUUUGGUGGGUGGACUGGGACACUCCAACAAACAAAAAAAACUGCUAAAUGCAUAGACAACAUAACCACAAAUGAAAGCUGUAAUCCUCAUGUUGUUUAGAAUGGCACUUUUAAGAGCAUCUAUGUGAUAUAGAUAAUGUUUGUUAGACAAAAUGCUAGCAAUGUUAUAGAUGAUGUGCUGGAUAUGAAAUUUACCCAGUGUAUUAACAGUUGAUAAGACAAAUACAGUGCACCAACAUGGGUGGUUAUAAUCAAGACAUUACGAGAACACGUGAAAAAAUAUAUACAUACCUAUUCAUUUAUAUACAUUUGCUGGUAGUCUGAUGUUUCAUAGAGUACGUUUGUUUAAAAAAACAAACAAAAAAACAUGAGGUAUAAAAACAUGAACCUCUUUUUAUUCUAUAUUUUAUUUUUAUUGAUUCUUUUUCCAGGUUGUUGUCAAUUGGGAUCUGGCAGAACUCAAUGAACGAGAACGUGCGAUGGUGGAGUUUGCUUUAGCAAUUGCCAAACCAGAGAAUAUCACUGAAAACCAUUUCCAACAGCUGGAAAAGCACGGUUUGAACCGUGAUGAUGCUUGGGAUAUUGCUGCGAUCACCGCCUUCUUUGCCAUGGCUAAUCGUCUUGCACACUUGAUGGAUUUGCGACCUAACGAGGAAUUCUAUGCACUUGGAAGAGUUCCCAAAGUAAAACCUAAUGAAAUACAUUCUUAAAAUGCAGGUAGGAAGAUGUUUCAGAUCUACUGACCGCAUUAAUAGGUCAACGAUGGGUCUGCUUUUUUAUAUAAACAUGGUGUGCUUAGUGUUUUGAGAGAGCCAGUAAUGAGUGGCCCCUUGUUAGUCGUAAGAAUACAGGAGAAUAAAGAAAUACCUAAGAUAUCUGGCUAACUAUUAUUUGCCUGCUUUCAAGACUAAAUAUGUGUCUUCUUCAGACAUGUUGUAUAGACAUGUGAGAGCCGUCUUUAAUUAUAUCUAGUAAAUUUGUUGUUGAGCUCAGUGUUGUCCAAUUUCUGUGGUGUGGAGGGGUAGACUUUGUUGAUGGAAUAGCUGGGCAAUACAUCAAAUGACUAUUCCAAAAAAUUGAAAUGCACAAAAGGUGUAACCCACACAAAGCUAAUUUUUUCGCUCGGUGGGGAUUUUUUCCAGUUUUUUUUGCAUUUGGUGGUUAUUUGACUACCCUUCGAAAUAAAAACCCCAUAUAAAACCCUUGGUAUUUAUAGAUAUAUAUAUAUGCAAAAGUGUGGGCUCUCUCUCUCAAAAAAAAAAAAAGUCAGAUGGAAAUCAUAGGACGCCCUAAGACUCUUGAAGCACCAUUAAAAGAUCCGUAAAAGACCAUAAAACUGGUCAGCUGCAGUCUAGAACGUCGCUUUAACUUCCCAUACAUAGGUUCAUUUAUUUUAACUGUUUACAUUCUUGAUACAUGCAAAGAUUAAAAUCUUUUUUUUUUUUCUAUGAAAGAAUCAAAGUUUAGAAAAUAUAAGUGUAAAAUAGGGACUACUGUGGCUCAGUACUUUCCCUCUUCCUGACAAUGCUUUACAGUAGGCAAAACUACCACCAUCAAAUCGUGUCAUUUCCCCCAGGCGUCAGAGCAGGCAUUAGGAUGCUAGAGUAGGACCUUCCAAAAGAAUGGGUCACAUUGACCUUGUGGCAGGAUUAUGCAAUGUAUGAUCAUAUACUCUAACUAAACCUCCAUUUGUUAGGAAUCCAUAGAGACCCAACACGCAGGAUGUAAAAGAAAAUGUAUACUGGGCCUUAGAAUGGCCGGACUUAACGUUAGACAGAUAAAGAAUGGUGGCAAGGAACAAGCCAAGGUCAUGGGAGCCAGAAGUCACAGAAUCGAGGAUUACAAGCCGAGUCAAGGGAACCAGAAAACACAGUAGUGAGAUACCAAAGCCAGGUCAGGAACACAGAAGUAAGAAUAGUCAGGAAGACAAGGUCAAUACACAACAAUACACUGAAAGGCAAAGCACUAUUGGGAACUGUGAAUAGAACCACAACAGGGCAAAGAACUAUGGUUUUAUCUGCCUUUUAAAGGCUGGACUUUUACAUUUGAAGCCAUGCCCCCAAAACAUCCAAGUUUGAAAGUUUUGGCGGGCUGUGACGUCAUUUGCGUCAUGACAUCAGCACGCACGCGUGCAAUGUCGUCACUAGCAUCAUGACGUUGGCGUGUGCGUGCCGUGUCAUAAAAGGAGGCGGAGCUACAGCGGCUGGUGUUGGAACCGCUAGAGUGGAGACUGGAAGUAGGAACACGCCCAGAAAUGUGAGUAAGCAUGACACAAUUAUUCUUACCUAGGUGAGGUGUUUUUAAUAAAACUACUACAUUCUGUGAGACUUGAACUUAUUUAGUAAAUGAGCUAGUGUGCUAAAUCUUGUGUGUUUUUAUAUAUAUAUAUAUAUAUAUAUAUAUAUAUUGUGUUUUUUGUUUUGUUUUUGUUUUCUAUCAUGUGUACAUCACUGUUGGUAAUUGUUCUUUGAUAAAUGUAGUAGAUCAUAAUUAAAUUCCUGUGGUUUUGUUUUCCAGUGAGAAUUGUCUGAGAUUAAUCUGAAGCUGGGCCACAAGGCAUUCUAUGAUAGAAGUUUUGAUUUCACGUUACAAGACUUUCUGGGACACUACCUGUACUAUAUUUUACUCCUCUCACAGCUCACUCCCUCAAAAGUCCAAUUGUAUCUCAUUGCCCAGUGCACUAGCAUUGCUACAGUAAAUGUGUCAAUAGAUUUAACUUUUAAGCAAUGCAUUAAGAUUGGCAGUUAUGCUAAAAAAAAAACACUUAAAAUUGCUAAAUUAGUCUUCUGUAUUAAGACAUUCAGUUAAUGGAAUUGGCUCUUCUAGCACUGUGGUAACUAAGAUUUGAUAUAUACGUGGUCUUACUGAUUAACAAAGGUGAACAAUUGUUAUAUUAAAAAUUACUCUUGUAUCACAGGAAUAACGAUCUAGAUUUUAUUUUUAUUACUUACUAGCACCCAUCUUACAUCAGCUAUCAAUUUGUGUGCUCUUUUCGAUUUUGCAUUUGGAUACUAACAUAGUACAGCAAGCAUGUCAAACUCAAAGUGUGGCAAGGGCCACAUAAACAAGGUUUAAGUUUAUGUGGGCCGCACACACACACACACAUACUCACAGAUAGACACAUACAGACACACACACGCAUAUACUCACACAUACUUGCUGACACACACUCACAGACAGACAGACACACACUCACACACUUACACAUUCUUGCAUACACAUACUUUUCCUUAUUGCUCCUUACCUUUUGGAGCCGAUGUGGGGCAUCUCUCUGGGGUCCUUCCUGCUCCUCACUGCUCCUGUGCGGAUUAGUGAUGCCGGGUUCCGGAAUAUGACGUCAUAUUCCGACGCCGGCUUCACUUCAGUCGGCGAGCGAGGAGCUGGAAGGCUGAGCUCCGUCGCGUCCCUCCUCCCGGCCGGGUAGCUUUUAGCAGAGUAGGCACCUGCAAUAUGGGGAAAGCAGGUGCCUACUCUGCUAUAACACCAGCAUGUACUCGCGGCUCGCCGGGCCGCAAAUAUGGUCCUUGUGGGCCGCAUGCGAGUUUGACAUGCUUGUAGUACAGUCAUUUACACCACAGAUGCAGCAUUAGAGUGAUUUAAUGUAAUUGCUUUUCUACCAUUCUGUGGGUAAGUUGUUGGUUGAAAUUGGUUUUACAUGUAAUUCAAAUUUUUUAAUUAAUUUUUUUGGUCAAUCAGAUGGGCAUUACUGAAAAAAGUGGUGUUGUAUCAGCAGUAACAGAAUAGAAAAUCAGUUUACAACAACAUAGAUAACAUUUCCCAUGAGUAACUGCCUCAUUCUAUGUGAAUUAACUAGUAAUAUAAUAUAGCCAAGCUAUUAGGAAUCAACAGAUAUUGAUAUUUUAGAGCCGAUACCAAUAAUCUGUGAACUUUCAGGCCGAUAACUUACCGAUAUUCUGUACGUUUACCAUUUUAAAAAAAACAAAAAAAUAUUUUUCUAAAGGUAAAUGAACAAAAUAUACAUGCCACAUGUAGUGGAUGCAGUGUGUGUGUAGUGCGCGUAAAGUGAAUGCAGUGUGUGUGUGUAGUGUGCAUAAAGUGGAUGCAGUGUAUAGCGAAUGCAGUGUUUGUGUAGUGUGUUUAUAUAAUUCAGUGUGUGUGGUUUUUCUGCAGGUAUGUAAUUUGGGGGGGGGGCAUUUUUUAUUUAAUUUUUUAUUAAAUAUUUAAAAAAAAUGUUUUUGUCCCCCCUCCCUGCUUGUUACCUGGCCAGGAAGGGGGCAUAUGGCAUUCCCUGGUGGUCCGGUGGCAUGGACUGUGCAGUGGGGGCCCAGCAAGCGCUUACUUACCUUCCCAGAAGCUCCCUUCAGCUCCCCUGUCUAAAUCUCGCAGUCGGUAUGCCUCGCGGAGUGUUGUCAUGGUAACCCGUGGCACCGCUCUGAAAGCUGUGGGACUCGCAAGAGUAAGACAGGGGAGCUGAAUGGAGUUGUUGGGAAGGUAAUUAAGCAUUUGCCUGGUCCCCCAGGACAGCCGGGCUUGUAAUGGGCCUGGCGGUCCUGGUAUGUAUUAUCGGCAAUAUCGAUCUUUAUUGGCCGAUACCGAUAUUGCCAAAAAUACCAAAUAUCGGACAGACCGAUAAUCGGUUGAUCCCUACAAGCUAUGCUCUGAUUUGGUGGAUAAGUUCAGGAUGAUCGGUAUGCCAGCUCAGUGGCAAAACAUGUGGUCUAGUGGGUCAGAGUGCUUUUAUUGACAACUUGUGCUAUGCCAAACUAAUGUUGAAAACAUAAAAUAAAGCACUCUGAGUGUUCGAGCUCUACGGUUGGUAGGAACCAUGGUGACUGCCCCCACGAGGAAGGGCAAGUGUGGAGGAAAAGAGCUAUAGUUAACAUGACAUAAACGUGCUCAUUCUGCCCUGCUACCACAAGCUUUUACCCUAUACCCAUGCUGGAUAGCAUGGUUACAGUGUUCCAGUAGUUCAGUGUUGGCCACCCAGGCCUUCUCAAGUGCCCAUGUGCAAGUCCCACUUCUCCAGUAGCUCUCAGCUCCGCAUGCGAGGUCUCGGGAGGUUGUAAGGUGGUGGUGUACCCUCUGAGCAUGUGGGGUAAGCAUUGGGGUAUUUCCCUCCGGGUCCUCAGCCCAGAAAGGCAGUAGCAGGUCGUUGGACUUUACAUGUUUUUUUUCUCACAGGCGUCCUAG